Molecule: messenger RNA, 1989 nt
Organism: Saccostrea cuccullata (small rock oyster)
Lineage: Eukaryota; Metazoa; Mollusca; Bivalvia; Ostreida; Ostreidae
Product: multiple epidermal growth factor-like domains protein 10
Exons: 6
Coding region: 179-1663 (494 amino acids)
Source: RefSeq, a predicted model, not a curated record
UGUGUUAGGUAUAUCUCCAUCUCUGAAUCCUUGAAAGAUGAAUGAAUUUAACAAAUUGAGAUUAUUAUUGCCCCAUAUAAUCUGUUACAUCAAGCAACAAGGAAAUAUUUCAACAAAGUUAAUAAAAUGUUAUAAACAGGGUCAAAAUUAAAAAUAUAUCUAUUAGCCGAGAUGAAAGAUGGAAAUUCUUAACGUAUUACUUUUACUUUUGCUGAUGCCAAUCAUCAGAGGAUGUGUGGACAAUUGGUCCAAGAACAAUAGCUGCUGUCCUAAUUACAGACUUACUGAAACGGGUUGCAUACCCUGUGAGCCUGGUACGUAUGGAGUAAACUGUUCUCAGUCGUGUCCUGAUGGUCAGUAUGGAAUUAGAUGUUUGUUUAUGUGUAACUGUACAGAGGGAGAGGUCUGUGAUAAACGGAAGGGGUGUAUCAAUUCACCAACACCAAGAAAUAGUUCAACUAUUUGUAAAUGUACAAAUGAAGAGGUUUGUGAUAAAAAGUUGGGGUGUGUGGAACCUUCAAAUGCAACAAAUGGUUCAACGGAUGACAUUGGUGGGAUAACAAUAUUGUACAAGGAGUCUGAAGAGCCAGUCUAUACAACUAAGGCAAAAUUUGAUUCAACGGAAGAGACGGAAGCACACCUUCAUCUGGACGGUGUAAAUAGCAGUGACCUCAUUAUCAUUGGGAGCUCUCUUGUGUUCCUUUGCAUAAUUUCCGUGAUCAGUUAUUUUUGCUAUUCUAAAAGGAUUGUAAAAAGAAAACGAAGAAAGAGGGGCAGACCUCUUCCAGCGCCUGAUGUCAGAAACACCGCAGACCACCUCAAGGGAGACGACUGUGUAUAUGAUAAAAUAGAAUCUAUAUAUGUCGAGGAAUCUCCCCUCCCUCUAACAAUCUCCGAUCCACUCUAUGGUCACAAAGAUGAUCCUGUUUAUCAUACUCUUUCUCUCAGACUAGAUCUAAGGAAUGAAAAGUUUCUAGAUCCGCCAUGUAUCAGUAUUGGACCAAGGAAGCCCUACUCGGUAUCCAAUAUCAAUGUUCAUAGCGCAUACGAGGAGCCCUCUGUUAGCCUCAUUCCACUGAAACGUGCUCACUCGGAGGGCGAGUCAGAUUUCUCAAUGAAAACGAAGGGUGGAGGCAGUACAGGUGAGAACAUUGUAGAUAUUUCACAGAGGAAAAGAUCUCAGAGUAGUGAAAUGACAAGACAUCUAAAUCAAGAUGUCCCAUUAAUAAGUGAAUGUGCCGUUCAAGAUAGGAACAAUACUAUACCUAAAUCGAGUAGGGAAAUUGAAAUAGCCCCAGCAUACGGUGACAAUCCUUAUUUAGGCGAAAACGAUAAAAGAAUAUUGAAGAGCAACUUUGAUGAGCACCAGUCGACAAUAAAACUAAAAGCAGGGGAUUCAGCUUUCGUUCAUCAACUUGAUCAAGUUGACAUGGCUCCGGACGAAGCAGACUUGGGAAAUUCCAGGGAGAGGGAGGACAACAAAAUACAAAUAUCUGACGAUUGUGAACAAGAACAAACUAAUGGAGACUGGUGUCCCUUUAUAGAUAUAGAACGGAACGGAAGCCAAUUGUAUGAAGAUGCAGUGAGUUCUUAUCCAAACAAUUCACAUAUCGAUACAACACAAACUGAUGGGGAUUCCAGUACUGAUAUUAUUGAAAAAUAAAGAUAGAGUCGUAUGGAAGUGUCUGAGAGUGACAAACCGUAACAUUAUUUAAAAGAAUUAAAAAUUUUAGUGAAGAGUGAAAUUGGGCAAAAUUUAGGAUUCUAUUUAAAUUGCUAUUGGAAGAAUAUCUUAUUGCAUUCCUUUUAAAAUGAUUAAACUUAGUUUCAAUAUAAUGUACCAAAUAAAAGUUAUAAGCAUAAUAAAAUUUUAGUCUUGGUCGUAUAUUCUUUUGUAAAUUGGGCCCCGGAGUCCGAUGACUACGUUUCUGGCUUGGACAACUGCUUAUUAUCAUUUCAUAUGGACUUACAUCAAAUAUACAAUAGCAC